ACAGUAUAGAAAAGGAAAUUUAAUGUGUAUGCGAAAACAAUUUUACAUGCACACGACCACGGGUGGGACAUUAGAGAAUCCAACGAGGAAUGAGAUAAUGGACCUUGAAGUCAAUCCCACCGACAUGUGAAUUUGCCUAUUCGGGUUCGCAUUCUUGAGCGGGAUAACACCAAGAUUUUUCGGCCCUUUCUUUAUCAUCUGAAAUCAAAAUAGCUGCAUAAUGUCGGCGCGAAAGAUACAUUGGUAUCCCGAUUGUACCAGUCGCUCACAGCAUGGACGGACAUGUGAGGUACAGGAUGGAAAUUACAGGCAUGCAGCCUACAAUUUGACCGUUAUCUGCUCCGAAAUUCUAGAGCAUAGCCACGGAUUCGGUGGGCAUGUUGCAAUUACUACCUUCAAUAUUCUUGCAGGUAUUGAUACGACGUCAGGAUAUCCAUGCUACCCUUCCACUACUCAGCUACUCAUAGUACUCACUGCAGUUGCAAGCAAGUUCGAUAUCCCGAACCGGCGACGUGCCUUCUCCGGCGAGAAUCGGUCCCCCGACGGCGUCGGAAAAGAUGACACGGACCUUUUAACUUCCGGUCUGCAUGUACACAACAUGCGUAAGUUGUCUCAUGCAUCAUACUUUUAUUAUGCUGCAGCAUUAAUAUUCUCACAGAAUGGCAGAUCAUGGGGAUCCAAAGGUUCUCUUCCCAAUUAAGCGAGCCCCCUUUCAAUCUUGCUCACCUUCACUCAAUUCACAUCAGAUAAGUCCUCACCCUGUUAAAAUAAACUUCAUUUCAAAAGAAAUCAAAUGACGAAUAUGGAAGGAAUAGGAUCCCUGUCUCUAAUUUUCUCCUCAGAUUAUCAGAUCAAAACCAUCCUCCACUUCAACGCUUCCCUGCUCAACCUUCUAGAAUUAUCAAUCCUUCUACAUAUCUCAAACCCUCCUCGUCACAGACGCGCGUUGUACCUCACACUUUCCAGAUACCCUUAAUUAAACCCUCGCCAAAUCAACACAAAUAAAAUAAACAUGUCUCUCGGUCUCACUCGUAACAAUUUGAUCCGCGU
Molecule: messenger RNA, 1050 nt
Organism: Sclerotinia trifoliorum
Lineage: Eukaryota; Fungi; Ascomycota; Leotiomycetes; Helotiales; Sclerotiniaceae
Source: the annotation of a GenBank genome assembly